Lactuca sativa (garden lettuce) is the source of this 1299-nucleotide messenger RNA. Its product is annotated as 2-alkenal reductase (NADP(+)-dependent). The record is from RefSeq and is a predicted model, not a curated record. Lineage: Eukaryota; Viridiplantae; Streptophyta; Magnoliopsida; Asterales; Asteraceae. Gene Ontology annotation, molecular function: nucleic acid binding; oxidoreductase activity, acting on the CH-CH group of donors, NAD or NADP as acceptor; zinc ion binding.
GAUGGUCCAACUCCACUAACUAAACAACAUACCUCUAUUAUCCACACAUUUCUUACCUACAAUUUGAUUGAUAUUGAACCCAUUCAUUUAUAAUCUCUUCUGUAGCUGACGCUUUGAAGGUAGAUUUACUGAGACAAAAAUGGAAGCAUUGAAGAACAAGUUCAUCACCAUAAAAUCACGUAUAGAAGAUGAACCACAAGAAUUCAUGUUUGAGAUCAAGACUCAAACAAUUCUUGGGUUGCUGGAACCUGAAUCUAAUGAUGUUAUCGUUAAAUGCCUAUAUAUAUCAAUCGAUCCAGCUCAGAUAAACCGCAUGAAGAAGCAAAGUUCUUCGCAGACUUCUGUUGCACAGGCAUCUGAAAUCACACCUGGAAUGUGGAAUAUUCCGUUAACGGUAACGGGGAAAUGUAACGGGGAAACUUGGGUUGUCACAGAAUAUACGAUUGUGAAAGGUGGAAACAUGUUAUGGAAAUUAGAAGCCAUGGAAUUUCCUUUGUCUUAUCAUAUUAGUGUUAUUGGAACUAGCGGGCUCAUAGCAUAUGGAGGUUUUUUCCAAAUAUGUAGACCUAAGAAAGGAGAAAAGGUGUUCGUUUCUGCAGCCGCUGGAUCUGUUGCCAAUUUGGUUGGACAAUACGCAAAAUUGUUUGGUUGUUAUGUUGUUGGUUGUGCAGGAACCAAAGAAAAGGGAGACUUGCUCAAAGGAAAGCUUAAGUUCGAUGAUGCUUUCAACUACAAAGAAGAAACAGAUUUAAUCUCUACUCUUCGAAGGUACUUCCCAAAUGGUAUAGACAUAUACUUUGACAAUGUAGGAGGAGAUAUGCUUGAGGCUGUUGUUGCCAAUAUGAACACUUAUGGAAGAGUUGCCGUAUAUGGUGCAAUUUCAGACUACACAAAUUUAGGAAAACGAGCUACACUAAACAUGAUAGAUGUCAUCUACAAGCGAAUUAUUAUUAAAGGGUUUUUGAGUACAGAUUUUUCUUUAAAUGAAAUCAAGGACUUCAUGUCGACAACAACUAAUUAUGUUUGUGUUGGAAAAUUAUGUGUGCUUGAGAAUAUUUCAUAUGGAAUUGAGAUUAUUCCAUAUGCUUUUAUAGGUCUCUUCCAAUGGAGGAAUGUGGGAAAGAAAAUUGUGCAAAUCGCUGAGGAAUGAGUUGUAUUUGUCUUGAUUACAAACUAUAAGCAUGCAACACUCUCAAUUUAUGUUUAAUUUCUCAAAUAAUAAUGACUAAUUUUUUCCCAUAAACUAUUUCUUACCCAAUGUAAAUGUAACUUGUGUUAUUGAUAAGAGGUUUUGAUUUU